UGGCGCCAUCUGCAGGCGGAGCUUCUCAACAAACUAAAGCCUCCAAAGGUUCUUUCAAACGGCACACGACAUCCAGAGCCACCAGAGUAAAUGCAUAAACAAUGGAGCUGCUCUGUGGUCAAACAAGCUUCUGCUUUCAUCCGGUUUUACAUGAGAUUAAAGAGCACUAAGGCAAGACCUACGGCUCCUUUGGGUUCACGAAUUCUGACAAACCCCGAUGACAUCUUUAAACACAACAUGUGGGACCAUGUGCAGUGGACAAAGGAGGACCAAGAAGCUGCUCGGCAGAAGGCAGAAGAAAAUUCAAGUAUACGACUUCCAUUAACAGAGCAAGGUAAAUUUAGCACAGACGCUUGCCAGUACUGGGACCAGUUUUACGAGGCGCACCAGGAUAAAUUCUUCAAAGAUCGCAGGUGGCUGUUUUUAGAGUUCCCAGAAUUACUUCCUUCAUCUGCAGAAGAAAAGAGGACAAACGCAUGCCGCAGUCAUCAGGUAGCAGCAGAGCCAGCUAGCAGUAGCUCCCGCACUAAUGGGGAAACGGGACACUGUCAGCACAAUGAUCCCAUUCAGCGCCGCCAAAAACAGAUACCUUUUUAUUUGCAGGAAGCAGCAGCAGAACCAAAUAAAACCAUCAGACAAAUCUCUCCUUUUCCUGGACAGCAUGCGUCUUUCAGGAUUUUGGAGGUUGGAUGUGGAGUUGGUAACAGUGUAUUUCCCAUUGUUAAUACCAUAAAGAACACAGACUCCUUUUUAUACUGCUGUGACUUCUCCCCUCGUGCCAUUCAGCUGGUUAAGGACCAUCCGGACUACGAUGAUUCUGUGUGUCGUGCCUUUGUCCACGACAUUUGUGAGGAGGUGGGCUCUUUUCCUUUCCCUCCUCAGAGCCUGGAUGUCAUCCUAGCAGUCUUUGUGCUCUCCUCCAUCCAUCCUCAGCGAGUGCAGAGAGUUGUGAACCAACUUUCAACAUAUUUGAAGCAUGGAGGAGUUUUCCUCUUCCGUGAUUAUGGGAGAUAUGACCUUUCACAGCUAAGGUUUAAGAAGGGUCGAUGCUUAUCAGACAAUUUCUACACACGUGGAGAUGGAACCUGCGUUUACUUUUUUACUAAAGAAGAGGUCCAUGAUUUAUUUUCCAAAGCUGGACUUGAAGAAAUUCAGAAUCUUGAAGACAAACGACUACAAGUGAACCGUGGAAAGAAAGUCUCAAUGCGUCGGGUGUGGAUGCAGAGCAAGUACAGGAAACCACCUGUACCAUUGCCGUCCUAGAASCCCCAAUAGCACAGCUGUGCAUUUGUGUGUUUUUUAUAUGGGUUUUGUACUAUUUAAAUCUCUAUUCGGUUAUAAAAUGUUUUAAUUUUUUAAUGUAAAUUUUCAGCUGCAGCAAAAUAAGUAAAAUAAACAAAUUAAACAUA
Poecilia reticulata (guppy) is the source of this 1409-nucleotide messenger RNA. It is a transcript of the gene mettl8, whose product is annotated as methyltransferase 8, methylcytidine. NCBI's taxonomy places the organism in Eukaryota, Metazoa, Chordata, Actinopteri, Cyprinodontiformes, Poeciliidae. Gene Ontology annotation, molecular function: tRNA (cytidine-N3)-methyltransferase activity. The record is from RefSeq and is a predicted model, not a curated record.